This is a messenger RNA of Drosophila busckii, 1273 nucleotides long. RefSeq names its product aquaporin AQPcic (gene Prip). Bases 227 to 1021 code for a protein of 264 amino acids. Gene Ontology annotation, cellular component: plasma membrane. Lineage: Eukaryota; Metazoa; Arthropoda; Insecta; Diptera; Drosophilidae. The transcript is spliced from 5 exons. Gene Ontology annotation, biological process: transmembrane transport. The record is from RefSeq and is a predicted model, not a curated record. Gene Ontology annotation, molecular function: water channel activity.
GAUUCAAAGUGCGCGGAACGCUUAAGAGGCGAAGUUUCCUUGCAAUACAAUUUUAAAACAUUUGUAUACACUACAGUAAAGUGAUUUGUGUUUUUUGUAUAUAAAAAAAAUAAUUGGCAUUUAUUACAUGUUCAAAAGGUGUUAAGCAGCACAAUAAAGUAGUUUAGUAAACAAGUGCACGUCUGUAAACUGUUGUCAUUGUCUAGCGUAUUGUUGACUAGUGAAGAUGGGCAAGUUCGAGUACUCGCUGGGCCUCAAUGAGCUCAAGUCCAAGGAGCAGCGCCUUUGGCAGUCACUCAUUGGCGAAUUUAUGGGCAAUUUAAUAUUGAACUUUUUCGCUUGCGGCGCCUGCACACAAAUUGAGAAUGGCACCUUCAAAGCCUUGGCCUUUGGCUUGGCUAUCUUUGUAGCCAUUACGAUUGUGGGACAUUUGAGCGGCGGCCAUGUGAAUCCCGCUGUUACCAUUGCCAUGUUGGUAGCAGGACGGAUUAGCGUGCUACGCGCUCUCUUGUAUAUUGUCUUUCAGUGUCUGGGUGCCAUAGCAGGCACAGGAGCUGUCAAGAUUCUGCUGGAUGAGCAUUAUCGCGGUAGCUUGGGUCACACUGCGCUGGAAACACAUGUCACUGAGCUCCAGGGCUUGGGCAUUGAGUUCUUCUUGGGUCUUGUGCUAGUGCUUACCGUAUUCGGUGCUUGCGAUUCCAAUAAACCAGAUUCGCGCUACACAGCUCCGCUGGCCAUUGGCAUGUCGGUUACGCUGGGACACUUGGGCACCAUUCGCUAUACAGGCGCCAGCAUGAAUCCUGCACGCACUCUGGGCACUGCUUUUGCCACUGACAAUUGGAAUGCUCACUGGGUCUACUGGCUGGGUCCCAUUCUCGGCGGUGUGGCGGCUGCGCUGCUGUAUACACAAGUGCUGGAGGCGAAGGCACCACCCAAGAACACCGAGGCAGCCGAGAAGUAUCGCACGCAUGCUGAUGAACGUGAGAUGCGCAAACUGGAAGGAGCCCGUGACUAUCCCUAAGUAUCGAAGCUUUCAUUCUAUUUACUGCCUGUAAGGCCACUCGAAUCGUGGGCGUCAUAUUCAAAUGCUCAAAACACCAAGCAGAGAAAGCUAUUAAAAAAUACUUCCAUGUUUUUGAUUCAGUAUCGUCUUUCAUCAAUAAUAUUGCUGCGUUUACGUGUUAAUUUUAUAAUGUACAAGUAUUUAUGUAUUCAUGUAUUUAUUUAUACAAAUUCAUUUCUUAAACUAAUACCUAUUAAUGUAAGCUGUGCU